AUGACGGAAAGAUCGUUCUCUCAGCUCCCGAUCUCUUCUUCUCACGGUGGCAGGAGGAUGGCAAACACGAGGAGAGGGAUUUUCCCGGUAUCGGAGUAUUGGAUCCACGCAAUUCCGGUGAUCGUUUUCCUCUGCUUCUUCACCCUCUGGAUCUUCUCCCACUCAGUGAGCAUUGACAUGAACGAUGGAGAGAUAAUGUCCGUGCAUCGUCUUGAGAAAUCCAUGGCCGUGAGAAACGAGUCUCAUGUCAGUUUGGCGAUUCUGGCUUCCUCUGCCGUCUCCCCUGUUUCUGCCAAUCAGAAUCUGACAGCUCUUCACAACGCAACCGAAUCGCACAAUGCAACUGCUAAGCCUGAGCUUCGUAACGUGGAAGAGAAAAAGGGGAAAAAAGAGAAGAAGAAGAAGAAGAGUAAGAAGGAAAAGAAAGAGAAAGACAUUAACAAGUCCCAAUCGGUGGUUGAAGCAAAGAAGCCACUCGCCGGCUAA
This is a messenger RNA of Microthlaspi erraticum, 486 nucleotides long. Lineage: Eukaryota; Viridiplantae; Streptophyta; Magnoliopsida; Brassicales; Brassicaceae. The record is from the annotation of a GenBank genome assembly.